UUCUUUUUUCCAGGUUCAGUCUCUCAAAAUCCUCUUCUUUUCUCCCCCCGUUCCCUCUCCUGCAGAGAUUCCUUCCACCCUCCCUCUGUCUCCGGAUAUCCAGAGAUUCUCUCCUCUCCUCAGAUUCCAGAAACCCCCGUGCUACAUAGAAAGCUUCAAAGAAACAAGAAGUAAAGAGGGAAAAAGAGAGAGAGACAGAGAUGGUGGAGUUUUCUAAACAGAGGUCCAAGAUGAAACCGUUCUCCGUGUGAUAUCUCCCGCCAAAUCUCUCGUUGCCCGCGUAAUGGAAGCAAUCGAUUAUAGUAGAAGACGACGACCGCGGCUUAAUGAUUCCACCGGUGACCAAGUAGAAGGUGAGGCGAGGAAGCUCCGCCGCCACAGGCUCCCCUUCUGGUUCUGCCCCCCGAGCCGCCCCCCGGGCUCCUGAGUUCCUUGCCUUCGUUCCUUGUCCAUCUUCUGCUAUCUCUUGGGUUGGUUUUCUCUUUGCUUGUGAUCUGUUUUGAAGGGAUAUGAGUUCGAUUCCGCUGGGGGAUUACGGAGUUCUGAGAGGGUUUUGUGAGGCUCCCGGGUUCGCUGCGGGGGCGUCAGCGACGCUGGUGUUGGAUGGGGAGAGAGGGGAGCUGGUGAGAACGCCCGCCCAGGUGGGGAAGAAGGGGAAAGGUGGCGUCUUGGACGCGAAGGUGGCGAUGGCUUUGAAGAGCCACAGCGAGGCGGAGAGGAGGCGGAGGCAGAGGAUUAAUGGUCACCUCGCCACGCUUCGGAGCAUGAUUCCGUGUACAGACAAGUUGGAUAAAGCUGCACUGCUUGCAGAAGUGAUCGAUCACGUAAAGAGACUGAAGAGCAGCGCAAUGGAGAUCUGCAAGGGUUGCACACUUCCAUCAGAUGUUGAUGAAGUGAGAGUUGAAGUUGAAGGAGAUGAAAUGAACAGCGGGAGCUUUAUAAUCCGGGCAUCACUUUGUUGUGACGACCGGCCAGAUCUCCUCACUGAUAUAAGACAAACACUCCAAACUCUGCAGCUGAAAACUAUCAGGGCAGAAAUUUCAACGCUUGGUGGCAGAGUUAAGAAUGUUGUUGUCAUGAUGUGUGAAGGAACUGCCAGUGAUAUUGAAAAGAAUCUUUACACCUCCUCUGUUCACCAGGCCCUGAAGUCCAUUCUUGAUAGGGUCAACUCAUCAGUUGACCUUCUGCCAAGGACCGCAUUCUCUAACAAAAGACGAAGGAUCUCACUCUAUGAAUCCUCAUGCUCCUCCUCGUGAAACUUUUGCAUGCUAAGGAAUGACUCGGUGGCGCACACUUUUAUGGUGCUGCUGUGGCUUGUUCAUUUAUGUUCAUAUUGUGGUGGAAGAUUUCCCAUGGAUAUAAAGGUGCUUGUUCUUGAUAUAUAUAACUAUUACCGACCAGUGUUUGGGGGAAGGCCAGGUUCAAGUUAUAUUAAGAAUUACCAUGACCACCAGCAGAUUUUUGUUAAAAUGCUGUGUAGCUUCUGUACCUUUCCUCGAAAGCACAUUGUUACUUAUUUAUUGAUGUGAGUGCAUGUAUACCACUUUAGUUUGCAAAGUAGGUCCUGGACCAUGUGGGUUUUUGAUAAAUGAAAUAAAGCAGUAUAUGUAAACUUUGCUUCUGUUGCAUGGAAUGAUAUGUGUAUAUUUUGUGCU
Molecule: messenger RNA, 1655 nt
Organism: Elaeis guineensis (African oil palm)
Lineage: Eukaryota; Viridiplantae; Streptophyta; Magnoliopsida; Arecales; Arecaceae
Source: RefSeq, a predicted model, not a curated record